Molecule: messenger RNA, 1429 nt
Organism: Camelina sativa (false flax)
Lineage: Eukaryota; Viridiplantae; Streptophyta; Magnoliopsida; Brassicales; Brassicaceae
Source: RefSeq, a predicted model, not a curated record
CUCAUGUAUCUUACUUACUCCUUUCUCAAACCCAAACCCUCAUUCUAAAAAAAUGGGGUCUCGCACUCAGAACCUCUCCUUUCUUGUUGUCCUCCUCCUCGGCUUCGUUGCCGUCUCCUAUGCUUGCGACUGUAACCCUCCUAAACCAUCACCAGCUCCUCACAAACCGCCAAAACAUCCCGUCAAACCUCCUAAACCACCUGCUGUCAAGCCACCUAAACCACCGGCAGUGAAACCACCUACCCCAAAACCGCCCACCGUUAAACCCCACCCUAAACCACCCACCGUCAAACCCCAUCCUAAACCACCCACCGUCAAACCCCAUCCUAAACCCCCGACCGUCAAACCCCAUCCUAAACCACCGGCAGUAAAACCACCAACCCCAAAACCGCCCACCGUCAAACCUCCCCACCCCAAACCUCACCCUUACCCGAAACCUCCCAUCGUGAAACCGCCUACCAAGCCUCCUCCAUCCACUCCUAAACCGCCCACCAAGCCUCCCCCGUCCACACCUAAACCACCUACGACCAAGCCUCCUCCGUCCACCCCUAAACCGCCCACCAAGCCUCCACCCGUUGUAACGCCGCCUACACCGUGCCCCCCAACAACACCAACACCAACCCCUCCCGUCGUAACGCCACCAACACCAACCCCUCCCGUCGUAACACCGCCAACGCCAACUCCACCCGUCGUAACUCCGCCAACACCAACCCCUCCCGUCGUAACACCGCCAACACCAACCCCACCCGUCGUAACACCACCAACACCAACCCCACCGGUCGUAACACCGCCAACACCAACACCACCCGUCGUAACACCGCCAACACCAACACCACCUGUGGUAACGCCACCAACACCAACCCCACCUGUGGUAACGCCGCCAACACCAACUCCUCCUAUUCCCGAGACUUGCCCAAUUGACACGUUGAAGCUAGGAGCGUGUGUGGACGUUCUUGGAGGUUUGAUUCACAUCGGGCUUGGGAAAAGCCACGCCAAGGAAGAGUGUUGUCCAGUUUUGGGAGGCUUACUUGACCUAGACGCAGCCGUUUGUUUAUGUACCACUAUUAAAGCCAAACUUCUCAACAUCAACCUCAUUCUUCCCAUUGCUCUUGAGCUUCUUCUCGACUGUGGAAAAACUCCACCCCCUGGCUUCAAGUGUCCCGCUUAAUCAAUGUAAAGAGUUGAGAGAGUCUAAGGUUUCGUUACUUUUAAAAAUUUGUUGGUUCAUUAUCUCUUUUGGUAAUGGGAGGUUUAAAUGCGUGUGCGCGACCUUGAAUUUCAUGUUUCAUUUAAUACAAUAAAAAAAGGGGCUUGUAAUUUGGGUUUGAGAUCUCAAUUUCUUUACGUUUUCAUGUUAUGUUGUACUUUUAAGAGGAAGAAAAAACUGUAAAACGAUAUAACUUUUUUCUAAUAUAAACAAGUUUGUAUC